This is a messenger RNA of Asparagus officinalis (garden asparagus), 1633 nucleotides long. RefSeq names its product D-3-phosphoglycerate dehydrogenase 1, chloroplastic. Gene Ontology annotation, molecular function: NAD binding; phosphoglycerate dehydrogenase activity. The coding region runs from base 39 to 1394 and encodes 451 amino acids. The record is from RefSeq and is a predicted model, not a curated record. The transcript is spliced from 5 exons. NCBI's taxonomy places the organism in Eukaryota, Viridiplantae, Streptophyta, Magnoliopsida, Asparagales, Asparagaceae.
GCUUGAGUUUCUUUUCAGCUGGAAUUUCUGUGUGUUAUAUGCUUUCUCAUGUCUUUGGCCGCAGGUACUUCUUUGGUGCUGGUGCUGAGGAUGGGGUGGAUGAAUUAGUAACUGGGGUGAUUGAAGCAGAGUAUCAAAGUAAAUGGGAGCGCAACAAAUAUGUUGGGGUAUCACUUGUUGGCAAAACUCUUGCAGUGAUGGGUUUUGGAAAAGUUGGUUCUGAAGUUGCAAGGCGUGCCAAGGGUCUAGGAAUGCAGGUCAUUGCACAUGAUCCCUAUGCUCCUGCUGAUCGUGCUCGUGCACUAGGAGUCGAGUUAGUGACAUUUGAUGAAGCAUUAGCACUUGCAGAUUUCAUCUCAUUGCACAUGCCCUUAACACCUACCACAUCAAAGAUGCUCAAUGAUGAAUCCUUUGCAAAGAUGAAGAAAGGCGUGAGGAUAGUCAAUGUUGCUCGUGGUGGUGUAAUUGAUGAAGAAGCUCUCGUGAGGGCAUUGGAUUCUGGAAUUGUUGCACAGGCAGCAUUGGAUGUCUUCACAAAAGAGCCUCCUCCACUAGAUGAUAAAUUGGUCAUGCAUCACAAUGUUACAGUUACACCUCAUCUGGGAGCCAGCACCACAGAAGCACAGGAAGGAGUGGCAAUUGAAAUAGCUGAAGCUGUUGUUGGAGCCUUGAAAGGAGAACUUGCUUCUACUGCAGUAAAUGCGCCAAUGGUUCCCGCUGAGGUGUUAUCAGAGCUUGCCCCAUAUGUUGUUCUCGCAGAGAAACUCGGCAGGCUAGCUGUCCAACUCGUAGCAGGAGGCAGUGGCGUGAAAUCAGUAAAGAUCACCUAUGCAUCAGCCAGAACUCCUGAUGAUCUCGACACCAGAGUUCUCCGUGCAAUGAUCACUAAGGGCCUGAUCGAGCCAGUCUCCGACGUCUACGUUAACCUUGUAAAUGCCGAUUUCACAGCAAAACAGAGAGGCAUUCGUCUUACGGAGGAAAGAUUCCUCUUGGAUGGUUCACCAGAAAGCCCUCUCGAAUUCAUCCAGGUCCAAAUUGCCAACGUCGAAUCUAAGUUUGCCAGUGCCAUGUCUGAAACUGGGGAGAUUAGCGUGGAGGGGAAAGUGAAAGAUGGGAUCCCUCAUCUUACUAAGGUUGGAUCAUUUCAAGUUGAUGUGAGCAUGGAAGGGAGCUUGAUUCUCUGUAGGCAAGUGGAUCAGCCUGGGAUGAUUGGCACUGUUGGGAGUAUUUUAGGGGAGGAGAAUGUGAAUGUGAGCUUUAUGAGUGUUGGUAGGAUUGCUCCUAGGAAACACGCAGUUAUGGCAAUUGGUGUCGAUGAGCAACCGGCAAAAGAAACUUUGAAGAAGAUCGGGGAAAUACCGGCCAUUGAAGAGUUUGUGUUCCUUAAGUUAUAGAGUGGGUAGUUUCUGUGACGGCGAUUUUUAUACUCAUUUGAAGGAGCUGCGAAUUAUUUAGCUGAGUUAUUAUUUUGAAGCUGUGGGUUGUAGUUUACAUGCGGUCAAAAUUUUCUAGUAUUAUCAUCCAAAUGCGUUUAUAUUUGAGUAUUACAUCAUACCUAUUGUCUGAACUAUUUAAUUAUGGAAUCUCAUGAGUAUCACCUUUUGAUGGAAGUAUAUAAUAUUUAGUUUUUAAC